Messenger RNA from Plasmodium cynomolgi strain B, 811 nucleotides. Its product is annotated as vacuolar ATP synthase 21 kDa proteolipid subunit. Gene Ontology annotation, molecular function: proton-transporting ATPase activity, rotational mechanism. The record is from RefSeq and is a predicted model, not a curated record. The annotation marks the transcript as partial. Gene Ontology annotation, biological process: proton transmembrane transport. Gene Ontology annotation, cellular component: proton-transporting V-type ATPase, V0 domain. Lineage: Eukaryota; Apicomplexa; Aconoidasida; Haemosporida; Plasmodiidae. The transcript has 3 exons.
ACGUACACAGCUAUGCCAUACAGAUGUUUAUAAAAAGGAAAGCAAAAAAAAACGUAUACUCAUGCAUGUACCUGCGCGCAUGGCGUGACGCCCUGAACUCACAAAGCAUAUUUGGUAGGAAUCUGAAAACGGAGAAGGCGUUAUUACAUGCAUAACGGAGGGCGACACACCCAAGAACGCCUUUUACUUAUAUAUAUUUACAGAUCAGCUAAACGCGCAAAGCAUUCCUGCGCAAAAAGGAAAGACCCCAAAUCUGUGAUACCCCAAAAGAAGAAGGCCCAUUUGAUUUAUGGACAUUUGUGCCGUCCCAUUCGUCAGCUCGAAAAGAUAAAAAAAAAAAAAUAAUUCGUGUACCCACCUUUUCCCAAUUAAUGUAACCCCAAGUGAAAAGAAAACAACCCCAAUUAAGAAAACCCUUUAAAUAUGUAUAACUCUUGGUUUGAAAUCAUUCGAUCCAUUUCGCCCUACAACUGGGCAAUGCUGGGCAUAGCAAUGGCCCUUUUCCUAUCCAUCAUGGGCGCAGCAUGGGGAAUAUUCAUUUGCGGGACGAGCAUAGUGGGAGCCUCGGUGAAGUCCCCACGUAUCAUUUCGAAAAACUUGAUUUCCAUUAUAUUUUGUGAAGCACUAGGCAUGUAUGGAGUCAUCACCGCAGUUUUUCUUCAAAUUAAGUUUAGCGGACUCAGCAAGGAAGUACACGCCCCACUGGUGCUAACAACCAAGACGGAUGCACUGAUUAUGAACACCAUCAGAGGGGGGUGGGCCCUGUUUGCGAGUGGUCUCACGGCAGGUUUGUCCAACCUCGUUUCUGGGU